Molecule: messenger RNA, 5621 nt
Organism: Seriola dumerili (greater amberjack)
Lineage: Eukaryota; Metazoa; Chordata; Actinopteri; Carangiformes; Carangidae
Gene: gli2a
Product: zinc finger protein GLI2-like
Exons: 14
Coding region: 114-4685 (1523 amino acids)
Biological process (GO): smoothened signaling pathway; regulation of transcription by RNA polymerase II
Cellular component (GO): nucleus
Molecular function (GO): RNA polymerase II cis-regulatory region sequence-specific DNA binding; DNA-binding transcription factor activity, RNA polymerase II-specific
Source: RefSeq, a predicted model, not a curated record
CCGACUCCAGGCAAAGUUUUUCCUCGGACAAAAAAGACUUGAGAGAGGAAGAGCUGCUGCGGUUUCGACGGGGGAAAGAGAAGUGGAGGUUGUGACUGAAACUGAAGAGCAGCAUGGAGACCUCCGCUCCAACAGCCACAGAGAAGAAGGAGUGUAAGCCCUCAGGUCUGGAUGGAAGCAGCUUCUCAGAACUCCCCAAAAAGCCCUCACCCACCACUCUGACCAGAGGUGCCCACCACCUCUUCCCUACGUUCCACGCACCUAUCCCAAUCGACAUGAGACACCACGAGGGGCGGUACCAUUAUGAGCCGCACCCACUUCAUGCUAUGCAUGGACCUCCAGGGCUGACGGGCAGUCCAGUCAUCUCAGAUAUUUCCCUGAUCCGUCUAUCGCCCCAUGCAGCGGCUGGAACGGGUGAGUCACCGUUCAGUCCACCACAUCCGUACGUCAGCCCCCACAUGGAGCACUACCUACGCUCGGUGCACGGUAGCCCGACCCUCUCCAUGAUCUCAGCUGCCCGAGGACUGAGCCCCGCUGAAGUGACCCAUGAACACUUGAAGGAACGUGCCCUCUUUAGCCUCCCCCCUCCUCCGCCGGGGGCCAACCCCACAGAGUACUACCACCUGAUGGCCAGCGCCAGUCAGCGAAGCCCCUAUGGUGACCUGCUGGUGCAGAGCGGGGCAGCAGCCGCCGCAGCAGCUGCAGCCGCAGCAGCAGCAGCAGCUCAUCUACCUGAUUACAUCAGCCCUAUGGAUGUGUCACGUUUCUCCAGCCCACGGCUGACGCCCCGGCUGAGCAGGAAGAGAGCGCUGUCCAUUUCCCCACUGUCAGAUGCCAGCAUCGACCUGCAGACCAUGAUCCGCACCUCGCCCAACUCCCUCGUGGCCUACAUCAACAACUCCCGCUCCAGCUCAGCUGCCAGCAGCUCCUACGGGCACCUUUCAGUCGGAGGGAUCAGCCCCUCGUUCAGUUUCCCUCAUCCCAUCAACCCAGUGGCGUACCAGCAGCUGUUGUCCCAGCAAAGGGGUCUCAACGCCUUUGGCCACACACCGCCUCUUAUUCAACCGUCGCCAUCCUCCUUUUCUGCUCGCCAGCACCCCCUCACCGCGUCACCCAUGACCACCUCCCACAACAGCUCCAACUCUGAGGCAAACCAGAAUGCCGGUGGAGACCCAGCAGUGAGCAGCACAGUCAACCCACUGACCACCAAGAGGUCAAAGGUCAAGACAGAAGCAGAAGGUCCACUGCCCAUCUCGCCAACCUCUCAGGACCAUGGUGGAGGGAUCUUGGACUUGAGUGAGGAUCUGGACAAAGACGAGUGUAAGCAGGAGCCCGAGGCCAUAUAUGAGACAAACUGCCACUGGGAGGGCUGCACCAAGGAGUAUGACACCCAGGACCAGCUCGUCCAUCACAUCAACAACGACCACAUCCAUGGUGAGAAGAAGGAGUUUGUUUGUCGCUGGGACGAGUGUUCGCGGGAGCAGAAGCCCUUCAAGGCUCAGUACAUGCUGGUGGUCCACAUGAGGCGACACACAGGGGAGAAGCCACAUAAAUGCACAUUUGAGGGCUGCUCCAAAGCUUACUCUCGUCUGGAGAACCUCAAGACCCACCUCAGGUCCCACACCGGAGAGAAGCCGUAUGUGUGUGAACACGAAGGCUGCAACAAGGCCUUCUCCAACGCCUCAGACCGGGCCAAGCACCAGAACCGCACACACUCAAACGAGAAACCAUAUGUGUGUAAGAUCCCUGGGUGCACCAAGCGCUACACGGACCCCAGCUCUCUCAGGAAGCAUGUCAAGACAGUCCACGGACCAGAGGCCCACGUCACCAAGAAACAACGCAGCGACGCUCCUCCACGACAGCAGCCACCCAAAGGCAACGGCGAGAACGAGGCCAAUUCCAAGCACGGUGCAAGAGGCAUGGAUGGCAAGAUGGAGGCAAACAGCACCUCCAGAGGAGUGGAGGACUGCCUACAAAUCAAGUCUAUCAAGACAGAGAGCUCUAUGACGUAUCAGUCCAGUCCUGGCGGCCACUCGUCAUGUAGCAGCGAGCCGUCACCUCUCGGCAGCGCCAACAACAACGACAGUGGGGUAGAGAUGGCCAUGCACAGCGGGGGCAGCUUCGGGGACCUCACCGCACAGGAUGAGUGCCCCAUGGUUGACUCCACUGUUCCCGCUGGGGGACAGCAUGGUGGGGUGGGGCUUCAGUUGAGGAAAGCUGCAGGUCACGGUGGAGGGGUCACCAUCAAGCUGGAAAACAUCAAAAAGGAAAGGCUGAAGACAGUGAGGGACUCCUGCCCCUGGGUCAACUCCGCACCACAGCCACUACAGGGCCAACGCAGCAGCAUGAAGCUUCCGCCCAUACCUGCAGUCGGUUCCCUGCUGGAGAGCUCCAACAUGAUGAGUAACCUAAGUGGUCUGCACCCCAGUCAACGCAUGGGUGACCUGUCUUCAUGUGAAAUAACGCUGCUGAACCAGCUGAAUGAGCGGCGCGACAGCACCACCAGCACCAUCAGCUCAGCCUACACCUUGAGUCGCCGCUCUUCCGGUAUUUCACCCUGCUAUUCCAGUCGUCGCUCCAGCGAGGCGUCUCAGUUUGGCGCUAACCGCCACAACAACAUCAGCUCGGCAGACUCCUACGACCCGAUCUCGACUGACCUGUCUCGCCGUUCGAGUGAGGCCAGCCACUGUGGAGGUGGUGGUGUCAGUGGUGGAGGUGGAGGAGGUCUCCCAAGCCUCCUCAGUCUGACACCAGCUCAGCAUUAUCGGCUCAAGGCAAAGUACGCUGCUGCCAUUGGUGGAGCUCCACCCACACCUCUCCCCAAUAUGGAUCGAAUGAGCCUGAGGACCCGCAUGGCCUUGUACAGUGACUCCCAGGAGGGCUCAUCGCAUCCAUUCCAUCAGCCACCUUGUGGAACUGCACCCCGGCGCUGCAGUGACACUGGGUAUGGCACUCAGAGUAUGAUGCCCCAUGAGGUACCCACCAACCUUCCACGCCGUGCCAGUGACCCAGUGCGUCGUCCCACUGACCAUCUCUCCUUUCCAAGGGUGCAGCGCUAUAACAGCAUGAACAGCAUGAACCCCCUGAAUGGUCCAUCUGCUUCAGAACACCACCAGGCUCUGGCUAUGCAGGGCUACACUCGCUCUGAUGGCAGCCUGCAACGCUACCCAUUUGCCCCCAGACCACCUAGCAUCUCUGAGAACGUAGCCAUGGAGAACAUGGCAGUAGAUGGGAUGAUGACUGGGGGGGAGCAAAGUGGGGAGGAUGAUAUGGUGCUCCCAGAUGAUGUGGUGCAGUACCUCAGGUCCCAGAAUUCUGGCCCAUCAGGUCACACCUCGGGGCAAGUGGACUAUCAUCCUAACAAUCAGACUCAGGGCUACCAGACAGGCAUGGCCCCAGCAGCAUCAUUUUACGCGCAGAGGAGGAUGGCCAUGGUGGACGCCACCAUGACUCAGUCUGGCCAGGAUCUGACAUUCUCAGCACCAUCAGACAACAUGAACAAGAAUAACAUGCCGGUGCAGUGGAAUGAGGUGAGCUCAGGGACUGUGGACACCACAACCAAGCUCUCCAGACAGCAGCAGCAUCCUCUCAGGGGGAACCUUGCUGUCGUUCAGCAUAGGCACAAUUUAGGAUCCUUCCAGGCACAAGGUCAAGGCCUGGGCAGCAACCAGCAGGUUGUGCCUAUGAGUCAGAAUAUGACUAUGCAGGGGUACGCAAACCACAACAGCCAGAGGCUGAUGAACAUUACCCACCAGCAGAAUCAGCAACAGAGGCAAUGCAACAAUGCGAACUUUAGUGAGCACAUGAGUCCUCAGCAAGGGUAUGGCCAAGAGGCAAUCCCUAACUCUAUGGCUGGGAGCACUAGUGUGAGAUCUACCCGCAACAGUAUGGCAGAUCCUGAACUGCAAAGUUACAGAGCAAGGACACAGGCUGAUGAGUACUCUCAUGUGAAUCAAGUGGAUCAGCAGCAGAAUUACAGCGUUCUCUCCCAGCAGCAGCAGCAGCAGCAGCAGCAGCAGCAGCAGCAGCACAACAUCCAUACCGGAGGCAGAGGAAUGUUACAACCCCGGCCCCCCACAGAGCCCAAGUCUAUAACCAGACAACUCACAGGGUCUGGCAUGAUGCAGCCAAGCAGAAUACCCAAGCCCACUGAUCUGAGCCACAGUCAUGGUAAUGACACCUCAGAGGCGAGCCCAAAGAGGCCCAGUGGGUCAGUGGCCCACAACAGCAACUCUGAAAAUGCGAACUCUGCCAUGUUCUACACAGGUCAGAUUCAUGUGUUUGAGCCAACUUCUGUCAGCUUUGAUACCCCCAUGUCCCCCUGUGUCAGCCAGGCUCCUGCCAGCAGCAACACUGCAGCAGCCAACAUGGCCUCCCCAGGAGUCAACCAAGUCUCCAGCAGUACAGUGGAUUCUUCCACUGGUGGAUCUGGUGGCACAGAACAUGCCCAGAUUGACUUUGACACCAUGCUUGAUGAUGGAGACCACUCCAGCCUAAUGUCGGGCACCCUAAGUCCUGGCCUUCUGCAGAGUCUCUCCCAGAGUUCCUCACGUCUGACCACCCCUCGCAACUCCGUUACCCUUGCGUCUGUACCGGCAGGGAUUGGCAACAUGGCCAUUGGUGACAUGAACUCCAUGCUCACAGCUUUGGCAGAAGAAAGUAAGUUUCUCAAUAUGAUAAGCUGAGAGCAAUCAAACCUCAUCACCAACCCAUUCUUACCAUUUGUACAUCAGGAAUAUAAUGGACUACAUGAGAAAGCACUGAUUGAACAAUGCAAAACUGGUUAUUUCAUACAUUUUUGUCUUUAUUGGCCAUAGUAAUAUGCUCAUCUUGUAAUAUUUGCUUCAGAUUAUAAUAUGUUACAUUAAAAUUGAAUAGUAAGUAUAGCUAGGGUUAAGGACCAUUUUCUAUCAUCAUUUGUUAAAAAGCCAUAAUUUUUAGCUACAAAUAUAUGAUAGCCCAGGGUAUAUGAAUGCAUCUACAAACAACUGCCAUUCAGUAUUUGCUGGUGUCAAUGCCCUUUACAAAGUGGUGCACUGAAAGCAGUUCACAUAGUGCCUUGCUGAGGACUGAGCGUGACAUGACAGUUACCAGGAAAUGGACACGACAUGUAGAUAUCAGAUAAUAUUUUCUCAUGAAGACCUUUAUGUGUAUAGAUUAUAAUGUAUGGUACUUGCUUUAAGUUAUGCUAUAGACGUUUGAUGUUUGAACUAGGGCUGUCAAAGGUACAGUAUCAUAUCAACACCUACUAUUAAUUCACAAAGGAUAAUGAAUGAUUUUUUUAAUGACAUCAAUAACAUUUGUUUGUUUUUUUUCUUGAGAAUUGUAAAACAUAUUCUCACAAGGCUAAGCAAUAGUUUGCUGUAGCCUCUGUGUGCACAGCUCAAAGAGACUUGUAGUGCUAGCCUUGAACUUACACUAUAAAAAAGAAAUUAAAAUUAAUAAAGAUUAACUUUUCAAUUGUGACCAGGUUUAAAACUAUCACAUGAUUUAGAAGGACAGCUAUAGUUACAUAUGUAAUUUCAUACACAGAACAACUGUGUCCACCAAACCUGCUGGUGCUUAAAUCAGUAAAGGUCCCAUAUUGUGUUUGGUUUAAAGUGUUGAUCCAUAAGAAGAUA